Molecule: messenger RNA, 492 nt
Organism: Schistocerca gregaria
Lineage: Eukaryota; Metazoa; Arthropoda; Insecta; Orthoptera; Acrididae
Exons: 2
Coding region: 1-492 (163 amino acids)
Biological process (GO): protein folding; protein peptidyl-prolyl isomerization
Cellular component (GO): catalytic step 2 spliceosome
Molecular function (GO): peptidyl-prolyl cis-trans isomerase activity
Source: RefSeq, a predicted model, not a curated record
AUGACAGAUUCGAAUUCUCCGUCUAUGCGGGGCGUCUUCAUGGACACCUCGAUAGGUCCAAUUACGUUCGAGCUCUACUGGGAUCAUGCACCUAAAACUUGUCAAAAUUUCUACACACUGGCGGAACAGGGAUAUUACAACCAAGUGAUCUUUCACCGUGUCAUUAAGGAUUUCAUCAUUCAAGGAGGCGACCCCACCGGAACCGGACGGGGCGGCGUGUCCAUCUACGGCCACCCGUUCGAAGAUGAAAUCAGCCCCGAGUUAAAACACACCGGUGCAGGUAUUUUGUGCAUGGCGAAUUCAGGCCCAAACACCAACACAUCGCAGUUCUUUAUCACGCUCGCCCCCGCCAGCUUCUUGGACGGUAAGAACACCAUAUUCGGAAGAGUCUCGUCCGGCAUGAAACUCAUCAGACGUAUGGCGAGCAUCCCUGUCGACGAGAAUGACCGACCUAUAGAGGAUAUUAAAAUUUUGGUGUCAAACGUGUUCUGA